Molecule: messenger RNA, 2052 nt
Organism: Salvelinus fontinalis (brook trout)
Lineage: Eukaryota; Metazoa; Chordata; Actinopteri; Salmoniformes; Salmonidae
Product: cell growth regulator with EF hand domain protein 1-like
Exons: 6
Coding region: 395-1066 (223 amino acids)
Molecular function (GO): calcium ion binding
Source: RefSeq, a predicted model, not a curated record
ACACAGACACGUCCUCGCCUCGGGUUCCACGUGGAUGCUGUUCUUUGACCAAAACAGAUGCCAGUUCGAAUACUUUCAAAAUACAUCCUUCUUUCAUUUUAUUACAUUUAUAAUUCCUCCUCUACAUGAGGAUAUUUAUUAUCUAAAGUCAACAAAGCUAGAUAGAUGUAAUCAGGGGCUCCAUAUAGCUUCCAACUCUCCUGUCAUGUCAGAUCAGUGAUUACUUUAAAGAAAAGGAGGAAGAAAGGAUGUAUUUUUAAGUAUUCGUUCGCGGCCCAGGCCUCUCGCCGCUGCGCAGUGCAGUGUAGAUAUUACCGGAGGGCGAGAGGGUUGAACUGAAUGGUAAAAUCUCCCGCCAUGAAAUCAGAAUCUGAAUUUACAACAGGACGUUAGGAUGCGUUCGUUUUUCUACUCAUCAAACAGGCCAACAGGUGCGUCAUUAGAGUCUGGCGCUGACAUGCUGGUGACAGGUAUGCUAUCCCUGCUCCUGCUCGCGCACCAGUGUGUGUCCGCGCCACAGGUGCCCGAGGACCAAAGAGUACAGUCAGCGGGAGCCCUUCCCCCAUUCACACUGGCCAAUCCCUUCGGUUCUGGAGAGGAGGACCGCAGGCUGCUGCAGAGCUACAUUAAGGCCAACCUAAAGGAGGGACAUGGAGGACCGGAUAACACCUGGGAACAAGAGGUGUUCUUCCUGUUCAGUCUCCAUGACUACGACCGCAGCGGUCACAUGGACGGCCUGGAGAUGAUGAAGCUGCUCUCUGAAUACAACUCCCACAAUGCACCUGGAGAACAGUCAGCUGAGUUGGUGGCCAUGGUAGACUUUCUCCUGCAGACUCAGGAUCUAAACCAGGACGGUCUAAUAGCUCCCCCUGAGCUUCUCUCUCCUCCCAAACUACAACAGCCAGACUCUAACUCCCAGGGUGCACCUGAACAGGAAGGGGGUGUAGAUGUCAAAGAGGGAGUCAAUGUUGAGGAACCAAAACAAGAGGCAGAGCAGGAAGAGGAAAAGGAAGCAGAGGAACAGCUCAAGGAGGAAGAGUCAAGGCCAGGAGAUCAGGGACAGUAAAUUAAGACAUGAACAUUCUAUACAGGAAGAGGCGAAAGGACCACAUAUCCCAUAGGCCCCUGCUGCUGAUCAUGAGCAACAAAGGCCUGCUCCUGUACUACAUCAGGGGCAACCUGAGAUGUAAACACAAUUAUAAUACGCAAACAGCACUCCAGCACAACACUUCCAUCCAGAGAGUUGGGUCAGCCAAUAGCAGGGGCCUGUUGACUGACAUGCAGAGUUACCAAAUCACAGCCUCUUAUACACCUUUGAGGGUCUUGUUUCAGUUUCAAGCUGAUGGAUUGUCCACUUUUUUUGUAAAAAAGUCAAGGUAUGUCAGCCAUAUUGUUUUCAAGCUGCUGUUUCAUUUCAACACAUUGCUCUUCUGAACAAGAAACAAUAUCUCAGGUUUGAAUGUGUUGUGCCAAAAGAUAUGCCUUACACUGCUAAAUAGCAGUUUGGCCAUUUGGUUUUCAUGUACUUUUUGCAGUAAAUAGUUACCCUGUUGAAGCAAUCCAAAUUAAGCCAUAAAUUAGAAAUGGACAAUUUGAAAAGUUCAGGAAUACGUCAAGUGCAACGCCUUCCAACGAUACUUGGGAGUCGAAGUAUUCCCCUUCCCAGAACACACUGCAGUUCAUCCCCCCAUGGAUGCAAAAGGAAUGGACUGAGGAAGUGGAAAAUUCAAGCUCAUGGAUUUGGGCUCCUCAUUACUGCAUUUGUUUAGACUAGAUUCAUCAUUAGGGACAUUUUGUUUUUACUGGUAACUCAGGUCAAAAACCUUGGUUCCUUAUGCAACCUGCAACUUGAUUUGUACAAAUACUUUUGGUUCCCUGCACAGUCCCAAUACAGAGUUGCCCCCUUCUCCCAGGGUGCACACAUCCCUUUGAAAUCCAUGAAGCGAAUUACCAAAUAUACACUUUGGGGAGAAGAGUCAUCUAAAAAUUGGGCUAGGAUUUUUAAUGCUUUUGAUUUCAUGUAAUUAAACAAUUUUGGGAUUCAUUUAAGAA